AUGCUUGUUGAGCUGCCUCGCCUCCGUCGUUGUCCCUCCGUGCUCCUCAAUCUGCAGGUGUUCCAUCUCGUCCUCCUAGGUGGACGCCUUCUCUCUGCUCAGGUGAAUCGAUUGGUGUCAAACAGCAGACUGGACGGCAUCACGAAUAGAUUUGCAACACGUUUCGGUAUCACCAUGCGCAAGUUCCUGCUGAACUGGGCAAGUAAGAUGGGCUCUUCCAGUAUCGAGAGUGUCGCCGAUGGCGGGCAACGCAUUGACAUCACUGCUGAAAGCCAACAUGACUGUGGCAAAUGCAAAGAUAGAGUAGUUCGCACCAUUUUACUGAUAUCAUCAUACAUAGUCAUGGGCAAUCUUUUAAAAACAUCAGACGCCGACGAUGAGGACGCCAAAGUGGCACAUCUGCGUACUUGGAUAAUGCGGCAGGCAGGACCACCAAAUUUUUGCUUGAGUGUAUCGAAAGCAUAUACUGUCACAUAG
Zychaea mexicana is the source of this 477-nucleotide messenger RNA. RefSeq lists its product as uncharacterized. NCBI's taxonomy places the organism in Eukaryota, Fungi, Mucoromycota, Mucoromycetes, Mucorales, Lichtheimiaceae. The transcript is spliced from 2 exons. The record is from RefSeq and is a predicted model, not a curated record. Bases 1 to 477 code for a protein of 158 amino acids.